GCCGACAGAAGCCCGCCUCCCGCGGCGCUUCCGGACCCCGGCGUCGCCCCUUUAAGAGCAGCCCCCCGCGGCGCUCCCGCCCCGGUCCCGGCGCGUUAGGCGGGGGAGCCGGGCUGGAGCAGCACGGUCGGCGCGGCCACUGGAGACCGAGCGGCCGGCGGCCAGGCAGACGGUGGCGGCGGCGGAUGGGGACGCGGAGCCGGGCGGCUGCGGCGGCUGUGGCUGUGGCGGCGGCGGGGAAGCAGCUGACGGGCCGGCGGCGGCGGCGGCGCUGGCGGCGGUGACUGGCCCAGGCCCCGGCGGCGGCAGCGACGCGGUGGCAGGCUGCGGGCGGGCGGUGUGAGGAGCGCGGAGCGGCCGGGAACCGGGGCGCCCCCGCCCCCUGUCCUCCAGGCCGCCAGGCCCCCGCCCGCCGGGGCCGUGGAGCGCCGCGCCAGAGGCCGGGGCCCCCCCAUGAAGGAGCGCGACGCGGCCCCGUCCGAGCGGGGCAAGCCGGCCACCUACACCGGGGACAAGAAGGCGAAGAUGGCGGCCAAGACCAACAAGAAGUGGGUCCGGCUCGCCACCGUGUUCGCCUACGUGCUCUCCGUGUCGCUGGCAGCCAUCGUGCUGGCCGUCUACUACAGCCUCAUCUGGCAGCCGGUGGGCGCCGGGACCUCGGGGGGAGCCGCCGGCCCGCCCCCCGGCGGCUCCAACGCCACCGGCCAGUCCGGGACCUCGGGGGCGGCCGCGGGGCCCAACGCCACCGGGUCGUCCCGCCGCGAGGCGCCGCGCGACGCGCCCCCGCUGCAGGCGGCCGGGCCCCCGCCGCCCGAGCCCCCCGCCGACAGCCCCCUGGCCGGGCCGCCGGAGCGGGCGCGGGGGCCGGAGGAGGACGAGGAGGAAGCGGCGGCGCCCGGGAGCCGAUGAAGUCCUCGCACCUGGGCGGCGGGGAGCCGUCCUCCCCGAGCCUGGACGCCGGACUUUGCAGCAGGACGGAGAGCCCGCGGGAGGGACCCUCGCGGAGCGAACGCCCCCUUCCCCGACGAUCGCCGAGUGGUGGGGCGAGUGGCCUGCAGCCCGAUCUUCCGCGGAGGGACCACGAUCGGUCUGGGACUCGGGGGUUCGGUCUUCCCAGGACUGUGCGGCGGCGCGGGUGCCCCCACCCAGGAGGUUUCCGGUGGCACCCUAAGUAUCUGGAUGUGGGCCAGGAAAGAAGGAAGGGAAAGAGCGAUGCCUGCGUGCCUCAGUCUUUGGCCUUCUCACAGUUUUUUAGGAAGAGCGAGCUUUUGUAAGUAGAGUGACUCACAAGUGUUUGUGUUAUCCCCCUCCUUAAAAUCUUGUCUUGGUCCCGUAAUCAUCCCAGCCUUCCCUCUGUCCUGAGCUCGUAGUGACAAUUUAGCCCAGCGAUUAGGAUGAAAUUUGUUGUGAAAUCAGAGCUUUGAACACACCCUCUGGUGCAAAAGAUGGGCUUAAAGCUCAGGAUUGUGCUUUGGUAGCCAGUUCAUAGACGAGCGGUGGCAAGGUUAAAUGGGCUUGUCUUUACCUCGCCUGAUAAACUCCUGUGCUUUUUCUGAGAUGAGAAACAUCAAGGGGAAUGACACUUGGCAGAGCUCUGGGGCAGCAAGAAUUAUACAUCCUCAAUUAGGAUUCCAUUUCCUUCUGCCACUUGCACUAAAAGGCAAUUGAGUGUGGGUAUGACAAGAUACCAAACCCCUUAAUGUUUCCUUUUUGGGAAAUGAGGCACCUUUUUUAAAAAGGGACAAAUUUAGCCACCUGAGCCCUGAAACAGUUUGUCUCUCCAGUUUUCUGGCCUACACUCUAGUUAGCUCUGAUCCAAGGACGCACAGCCUUGCUUUAAGCCAUGUCCUGUUGUGGGCAAGAAAACUGCCGCUGAGCUGUCAUAGCCUGGGGGCAGGCUGGUAGCACCCCCAAGGUGUCUUGCUGGAGGAGAUUUCUGAGCAGCUGACUUGACUUUGGUCAUUAGAAAGCCUCUGAGGCCUUUUAAAUUUUUGGUGGGGACCUAUGGGGGAGAAACAUAAAAUGCCACUUUAUAACUUCAAUAAUAGCCUGUACUUUAUAUUUAUUGUGUGAAUUUUUAGUCCUAUAUUUUAAUAAUUUAUAAAUCGAUCUCUUAUUCCAAGAAUUCUUUGAACUUGCAGGAGAACAUCUGGGAGUCCAACCCCCCUGUCCCCAUCCUGACCCCUGCAUUCUGGACUGUUGGAUCCACUCUGGGAUGGAUCAGAGUCUAGAGAGACCACUCACAGUCCCAACUGCUGGCCUCCUGACUCUAAAGCCUUCACUGGAACUGGGACAUUAGUUCCAGCCCUAGCUGUGAACAUGACCAGAGACAUUAUUUAUAAUUCAGCCAUUUAAGAUAUACCUGUACUCAAAAAAGUCUUGUAUAUUUUUUAAAAGUUUUAUUUUUCAGGUGAACAAAAAUACAUUCUAAGAACUCUA
Messenger RNA from Eptesicus fuscus (big brown bat), 2439 nucleotides. RefSeq names its product InaF motif containing 2 (gene INAFM2). The transcript has 2 exons. Bases 454 to 909 code for a protein of 151 amino acids. Lineage: Eukaryota; Metazoa; Chordata; Mammalia; Chiroptera; Vespertilionidae. The record is from RefSeq and is a predicted model, not a curated record.